This is a messenger RNA of Micropterus dolomieu (smallmouth bass), 2228 nucleotides long. It is a transcript of the gene ttll12, whose product is annotated as tubulin tyrosine ligase-like family, member 12. Gene Ontology annotation, biological process: protein modification process. Bases 92 to 1951 code for a protein of 619 amino acids. The transcript is spliced from 14 exons. The record is from RefSeq and is a predicted model, not a curated record. Lineage: Eukaryota; Metazoa; Chordata; Actinopteri; Centrarchiformes; Centrarchidae.
CUACCCGUAGUCCUUCCGGGUUUGCUCAAGUCACCUCCACGUGAGCGAUAACGUGAACUCUAAUAGUAGCAUAAUAACAAACCCUGUCAUUAUGAAUGGAGUCGAGGACGAUGGGUUUACAGCCUUUGUGGCCCUACACGCCGGGGCCCUGCAGUCCUCAGGAAUCCCCCAAAUCUACUGGAGGAGCCUGCACCACAAAAUCGCAAACGAGAUUUAUGAUGCUGGCGAAGUUUUCGGAAUCAUGCAGUUCCAACAAGAAGAUGAGGAGGAGAACGGUGAGAAGAAGUACAGCCAUGGAGCAGAGAUCAACUGUAAAGUAGUUGUGACCCGGGAGAGUGGGCUGCAAGCCUCAGAGCCGACCAGUGUCUUCCUGGUGGAUCACGCCUGGACGUACCGUGUGGACCAUGCCCGUCAGCAGCUGGAGCAGAUCCCCGGCCUGUUGCAUAGAAUGGCUGCCCUCAUGGGGUUGGACUUCCACGGCGAGGCCCCUGACCCCGACACAGUGGAGCUGGUGAUGGAGCGCAUGUGGAAGUACAACCAGACUUAUCACCUCUCCCAGGGGUCUGCAGAGGAGAAGGUUCCGGUGUGGUACAUCAUGGAUGAGUUUGGCUCUCAGGUGCAGCACUCUGAUCAGCCCAGCUGUGGCAUGGCUCCCUUCUACUACACUCAGGACCAGCUGGCCUACUCUGUGCUCUGGCCUCUGCAAGACCUGCAGGAAGGAGAUGAAGUAACGCGUGAUUAUACAUAUGGAGAGACAAACCCCCUGGUGAGGCGAUGUCGCCUGCUACCGUGGAUACCUGAUGAUCUAGACCAGGUCAGCAGCGUCACCACUGAGCCCCCGGACUCAUACUACGAGACCAUUUUACGGGAGAACAAGGAGCAGCUUCCAGUAGAAGUCCAACCCUACACUGUGCCUGAGGACGAAAUCCUCAAGGUUUACUCCGAAAUGUCACAAGUAAGGAACAACCUGACCCAUCCACGGUUCCAUAUGACAGAGGACGAGGGCGAGGCCGAUAUCAUUUGGAGCUAUAAUCACAUCAAAGACUACAGGAAGCUGAGUGAGGAGCGACCUCAUGUGAUGCUUAACCAGUUUCCCUGUGAGAGCAUCCUCACUGUGAAGGACUGCCUGGCUGCUGUGGCCCGUAGAGUGAAAGGCGGCCCAACUCCUGACUGGCUACCAGAGACCUUCAACCUCCAGACAGAGCUGCCACAGUUCAUCAAGCAUUAUCAACAGAGACAACAAAGGGGAGAGGAUAACCACUGGAUCUGUAAGCCCUGGAACUUGGCUCGUGGACUAGACACACACAUCACCAACAACCUGGACUACAUAAUCAGACAAAGAGAGAGUAUGCCAAAGGUGGUGUGUAAGUACCUCGAAGAUCCAGUGCUGUUCAGCAGAGAGGAGGUUGGAAUGGUGAAGUUUGACAUUCGCUACAUGCUGAUGUUGCGCUCUGUGCAGCCUCUGCGUCUCUAUGCCUACAACGUCUUCUGGUUGCGCUUUGCUAAUAGACCUUUCUCCUUGGACCAUUUUGAUGAUUACCAAAAGCACUUCACCGUCAUGAACUACGCAGAAGGGGUGGAGCUUAAACAGGUGCACUUUGAUGAGUUCAUUCCAAUGUUUGACAAGCAGUACCCACUGUAUCCAUGGAAGGAGGUAGAAGCAGAGCUGUUUAAAGCAUUCAGGGAACUCUUUCAGGCAGCCUCAUCUCGACCGGCUCCAUAUGGUAUUUGCCCCUACCCAUCAUCCCGGGCGAUCUAUGCCGUCGACCUCAUGUUGAAGUGGAGUACAGGGCAAAAUGGUGAACGAGUCAUGCAGCCACAGAUCCUGGAGUUGAAUUUCAGCCCAGACUGCGCCCGGGCCUGCCUCUACCACCCCUCCUUCUACAACCACAUGUUCCAGACGCUGUUCCUGGAUCAGCUUCACCAAUGCCCUGUCACACAGAUCAUAUGAUUGACUCAACAGCACCAGUGUGUUUGCAUUUAGUUUUUUUUACAGACAUCCACUUACUUUUUUGUUUGUUCUUUUUCUUCUCCUUUCACACCCUGUCGAUGUAGCUGGUUCAUUUUACCGUCUACUUUCCAAUUGAUUUUGGGAGCUGAUGAAACAUACAUCCAUUUGCCUUUUUAAAGUUGUUCUCAAAACUGCUAGUCUUACAAACCUGGUGAUUAAAACCAAAACACUACUGUAAAAUGGUGAGGCAAUAAAAACAUUGUUGGAUAAUCCGGAA